Molecule: messenger RNA, 2894 nt
Organism: Gadus morhua (Atlantic cod)
Lineage: Eukaryota; Metazoa; Chordata; Actinopteri; Gadiformes; Gadidae
Product: NLR family CARD domain-containing protein 3-like
Exons: 8
Coding region: 27-2894 (955 amino acids)
Biological process (GO): regulation of apoptotic process
Molecular function (GO): protein binding
Source: RefSeq, a predicted model, not a curated record
ACUCCCCUGGACCCAGCUGUGUCUCCAUGAAGAGUGACCGCUCUAUGGGGGAGCUUCGAGGGAUCCGUUCUGAAUUUGUGAAGGGAGUUUCAGACCCAGUUAUCAAAGGUCUCCUGGAUGACCUUUAUCAUCAUGAAGUGUUCAGUUCUGAGGAAAAGGACUCUGUGAUGGAGGAGCAGAGGAGCAGAGCGGACCAAGCACGUUGUCUGAUCGACAUGGUGAUCGGUAAAGGGGAGAGAGCAAGUCAGAUGAUGAUCGAUGGUAUCAAGGAGAGGGACAAACACUUAUGCAUCAACCUGGGUCUGAUCUCUUCUCUUGCUGGUGUGGGAUCUGCUGCUGAGGAGUGCCGACGUAAAAUCAAGUCUCAUUUGAAGGACAAGUUAUGGUGUGUGUUUGAGGGAAUCGCUAAAGCAGGACAUUCAACACCUCUGAAUGAGAUCUACACAGAGCUCUACAUCACAGAGAGAGGCAGUGGAGAGGUCCACAAGGAACAUGAGGUCAGACUGAUUGAAACAGCUUCCAGGAAACCAGUCAAGGAGGAAACAUCAAUAAAAUGUGGAGACAUCUUCAAACCCUUACCUGAAAAAUGUAAACCAAUCAGGAAAAUAAUGACAACUGGAGUGGCUGGCAUUGGUAAAACCAUCUUAACACACAAGUUCACUCUGGACUGGGCUGAAGGCAAAACCAACCAGGACAUACACUUCACAUUUCUCUUCACUUUCAGAGAGCUGAAUUUACUAAAAGGGACAGAGUUUAGCUUGGUGGAACUUCUUCAUCAUUUCUUUAUUCAGACCAAAGAAGCAGGAAUCUACAGAUAUGAACCGUUCCAAGUUGUCUUCAUCUUGGAUGGUCUGGACGAGUGUCGACUUCCUCUGAACUUCCAGAACAACCAAAUCUGGACUGAUGUCACUAAGUCCACCUCGGUGGACGUGCUGCUGACAAACCUCAUCAGGGGCAACCUGCUUCCCUCUGCUCGCAUCUGGAUAACCACACGCCCUGCGGCAGCCAAUCGGAUCCCUGCUGAGUGUGUUGACAGGGUGACAGAGGUGAGGGGGUUCACCGACUCACAGAAGGAGGAGUACUUCAGGAAGAGAUUCAGAGAGGAGACACUGGCCAACACAAUCAUCGCCCACAUCAAGAAAUCACGAAGCCUCCACAUCAUGUGUCACAUCCCAGUCUUCUGUUGGAUCACUGUUAACGUUCUGAACGACUUCUUCAAAUCAUCCCAGCUAGGAGAAGAGAUGCCCAAGACCAUGACUCAGAUGUACAGCCACUUCCUGAGGUUUCAGUCCAUGCAGGGGGGCAGGAAGUAUCAUGGGAGAGCUGAAACAGAUCAACACUGGAGUCCAGAGAGCAGGAAGAUUAUUGUUUCUCUGGGAAAACUGGCUUUUAAGCAACUUGAGAACGGCAACCUGAUCUUCUACGAGGAAGACCUUGCAAAGUGUGACAUCAAAAUCAAAGAAGCCUCAGAGUACUCAGGAGUGUUCACCCAGAUCUUUAAAGAGGAGUGUGGGCUGUACCAGGAUAAUGUGUUCUGCUUUGUCCACCUGAGCAUCCAGGAGUUUCUGGCUGCCCUUUAUGUCUUUAUGUCAUUCAUCGACACUGGGAUCAAUCUGCUCUCAGGACAACCACAAUUCCACUGGUCUAUUUUUUCUAGAAACAAAGGAAAUGUCAAACUCUACCAGAGUGCUGUGAACAAGGCCUUAAAAAGUGAGGACGGACGCCUGGACUUGUUCCUCCGCUUCCUCCUGGGCCUCUCUCUGGAGACCAAUCAGAACGUCCUAAAAUGUCUGCUGGGAAAGACAGUAAGUAGCUCAGAGACCAGUAAGAAAAUGGGCUCUUACAUUAAGAAGAAGAUAGGUGGAGAUCUCUCUACAGAGAAAAAAAUCAAUCUAUUCCACUGUCUGAAUGAGCUAAACGACCGUUCUCUAGUGGAGGAGAUCCAACAGUACCUCAAAUCAGGAAGACUCUCCAAAGAAUAUCUCUCUCCUGCUCAGUGGUCAGCUCUGGUCUUCAUCUUAUUGUCAUCAGAAGAGGAGCUGGACGUGUUUGACCUGAAUAAAUACUCUGCUUCAGAGGAGGGUCUUCUGAGGCUGCUGCCAGUGGUGAAAGCCUCAAAAACAUCUCUGCUGAAUGGCUGCAGUUUGUCAGAGAGAUGCUGUGAAGCUCUGGCCUCAGUUCUCAGCUCCACCUCCUCUAGUCUGAGAGAGCUGGACCUGAGUACCAAUGAUCUGGAGGAUUCAGGAGUGAAGCUGCUCUCUGCUGGACUGAGGAGUCCACACUGUACACUGGAAACUCUCAGCCUCAAUGGCUGUCAUCUGUCAGAGAGGUGCUGUGAAGCUCUGGCCUCAGUUCUCAGCUCCAAGUCCUCUGGUCUGAAAAAGCUGGAACUGAGUACCAAUGAUCUGCAGGAUUCAGGAGUGAAGCUGCUCUCUGCUGGACUGGGGAGUCCACACUGUACACUGGAAACUCUCAGCUUGUCUGGCUGCCUGGUCACACAGGAAGGCUGUGCUUCUCUGGCCUCAGCUCUGAGCUCCAACCCCUCCCAUCUGAGAGAGCUGGAACUGAGCUACAAUCACCCAGGAGACUCUGGAGCUGCGCUGUGUGGGCAGCUGGGGCUGGGGGAGGGCUGCGGGGGGACGGGGUGCGCCACCCCUCCUCGUCACGGCCCCCUACGACGGAUCCCGGUGGGGGCCCUGAAGGAGGUGGUCCCCGACCACACCCCCAGGGCUCCUGCUGACUCUGGGGUCUGGCAGACGAGGGCCUUCGCUAAGGAUUCUGGGGGUUCUCCUGUUCUAGGGGGAACCCCCCAGGAGGAGUCCCAGGACCCCCCAGCGCCCCCAGCAGCGUCCCAGUGCGGCCCCCACUCCCUGAUGUUCAAGGGGGGACCCUGA